Messenger RNA from Encephalitozoon cuniculi GB-M1, 2604 nucleotides. RefSeq lists its product as uncharacterized. The transcript has a single exon. The record is from RefSeq and is marked provisional. NCBI's taxonomy places the organism in Eukaryota, Fungi, Microsporidia, Unikaryonidae. The coding region runs from base 1 to 2604 and encodes 867 amino acids.
AUGCUUGAUAGAGAGCACAUCGUCCCUACACCCAUCGUGGAGAACCACCAGCCGUUAGAUAUCCUAAUAGAAGAACUGGAGGUCUUGGAGGGAAGCAGGCUGUGCCAGGCCAUGGAGGGCAUCCUGAGCAUAUCCAGGCAGUUUACUGCAGAGCAGAUGUCCAGAAUAGACAGGAUUGCUGCAAGUCUCCACCGCAACCACAAGGACCCUUGGUUCUAUCAGAGGAUAUUCGAGUUGGGCCUGAAGAUGUAUGGCUUUGACAACGACUGGAGGAACAGGCUGAGGAUGUCCAGACUCCACGAGAAACACAGGUUCAGAAUACACAGCAAUGCUUGCGAGCCCCCGCAUAUCGGCGGAAUAAGCGAAAUACCCAGGAUAUGUAGGGAAUUCGUGGAGGGAAGAAGGAUUGUCUAUGACAGGGUGAAUGUUCUUGGAUACUGCCUACUUUCGAUCUCGGGAAUGGGGAAUGGGAUGGCGUAUGAUGGGGCAGAUGAUAUCUUCUAUCUCAUAGAGUAUGUCUACAGAGGAGAUCCUCAGAUACUCCCUAGGUGGGCCAGAAACGUGAGGGUCAUGAACGACUGGUCGCUGCUGUACUUGACAAACUACCCGGACUUUCUAUACACAGAGCUGAGGUAUCUGAACAAUCCGGAUGUGAUCAAGGAGAUUGUAGUGCAGCAGAAGUCGCACAGGCUCUGCGACUUCCUCUUCAUAAAGCUGAAGAUGAUGUUUUCUCAGGACGAAAUGGUGAACAUUCUGGCCAAGAGCUACGACAGAUCUGGGAUAGAGCACACAACAAGGGUAUUCGGCAAGCUGUUUGGAGAGAGUGAGGAGGCUGGUGAGAAGAUUCUCAAGAGAUUCAUCAAGAGCGCAGGAGCCAAGGAGCUCAGCGAGAUGUUCUACGAGCAGUGUACAAGGAUCGACGGAGACUAUGCAGAGGCGCUUUGUGUGUGCAUGGACAAGGCACAUCUGAUUAAGGACAGUUGUCUUGAGAGGCUUGCGGGCUCCCACUACUGGCCAUACAUCACACGCAGAUACGAGGACUUUUCUGCUUUCACGAGGCUACUGAUAGACAGGGGGCUCUCGCCUCGGAAAGAGUAUGAUUUCUUGAAAGGCGAUAUGGACGCCACCUUGGAGAAUCUUCGGAAGAUCUUGUUUGUGGCGAGAGAGGUUCCCUCGAGGAGAGAGGAUGUUCGGAAUGCCGUGGUUGAGAUGGUUAAGAGGAUGUUCAAGAAAAGAAUGGAGUGCGAGAAGUGCCAUGAGAAGAGGAUCGAGAAGAGCCUGAGGGUGUAUCCUGUCGGGCCUCUCAUCAGGAAGGAGGCUAGGGUCGAAGAGGGGAGCAGCUUAUUGGUUAUGUACGAGAUACUGGAGACUCUUAGAGGCCUAGACAUUCCAAGGAAGACCCUCUACAUGCUUUCGCUGAUGAACUCGAGUCUGUUCUGCAAGACCGUUGUUAGCGAUACAAGAUACGACUGCUUCUUCAUUAAGUGCAUGAACAUCAUUUUGAAGGACCUUGGGGGAAGGUUCCGCUGGGCGAUAGGCGACAUUACAAGGAUGGGGAUAUUUGACUCUGAUGGGUAUUGGGAAGUGAGUGUGAGGAAGUCCUUGAAGCUGCGGUAUCUCUGGAGGGCGAUGGCCUCCCAUGGAGACAUGCAGGAGAGGGGCGCUUCCGAAUGCAAGAUCCACAAGAAGAACGGGCUCUACUCCUUGAAGAACAUUGUGAUCCACUCCGACUCCAGCCUCCUUGUCGAGAACGAGUGUUCUUCCGAGAUGAUUGAGAGGAAUGGAUGGAGCUUUUUGGAGGAUAAGAGAAAUCUGCAGUACAUGAAGAUGGUCGACGAUAGGGCAAAGCUGAGGUACCUCGUUAGAGAACUGGAAGGGAGAAGAGACUCUGAGAGUCUGAGGACGGUAGUUGGGCAGCUCAUGAGCUCUUGCAGGAUUACAGACGGAAUGGUGUUCAGGGACUCAUCUGUUGUGUUCACAGUUCCAUUCAAGGCCUUUACUCUGUGUCUCUCGUUCAGCCAAUACGAAGAGAUGGGAGAGCAGGUCUUUGUCGAGCUCGAGGGAAAGAGCCAUGUGCUGAGGAUAGGAAGGACCAAUGGCAAGCUGUUCAUGAAGAAGAUGGAUGGGAAGAGCAGCGAGGAUGUUCUUCUAGGAGAGGAUACCAGGCCGAAGAUGGACGAGGUUCUCCGGUCCUCGUACAAGUCCUCGAGAUUUUCGUUUUGGCUGAACGGCAGGGUGUACAGCUGCAUGGUUGGAGGCGUGAAAAGAAUAAGAGUAGGUGCAGGGUUCAGAGGGGUGGUUGAAAAGAUAUUUCUCUGCGAAUCCGACCUUCCAAAGAAAUACACACUUGGACGUGCCAGGCUGUCGUCUCUGUAUGCUGACGAGCUGUCCAAGAUCGAGAGGUUUCUGGCCUACAAGAACUGGACUGGGGUGUACAUGGACAGCACAGUCCCGUACUUCAUGAGCGGAAGACUGGAUGUUAAGGUGAAUAAUGUGAUAGACAACAGAAAUGUUUAUUGGAUGUGCAACGGAAAGGUCAGGCGGUUAUUGGAGGAGGAGGACAUGAGGGAACUUGGGUGUGGGGAUAUGAUGGACAGGAUCUAG